Messenger RNA from Anolis sagrei ordinatus, 8960 nucleotides. RefSeq names its product A-kinase anchoring protein 11 (gene AKAP11). The record is from RefSeq and is a predicted model, not a curated record. Gene Ontology annotation, molecular function: protein kinase A binding. Lineage: Eukaryota; Metazoa; Chordata; Lepidosauria; Squamata; Anolidae. Gene Ontology annotation, cellular component: cytoplasm.
CAGCCGACGCGGCGGGGGUGCGUGCGGCAGAUGGAGACUGAAGGGGGCCGCGGCGGCCGCCGUCCGGAGAGGCAGUUGGGGAUGGAGGCCACGAGUCUCGCGAGAGGAAGUGGCGAAGGGGCCCCAGCUGCGGCGGCGGCGAGGAGGUUUGGGCUGCGGUGAGGAGGGCGCGCCGGAGGUCUGAGGCAAUUGGCCGGCGGCAGAAAUUGUUGAAUUCAUCAUUGGGGAACAAAAUAAACAAUGGAUGGUCCUAUCAGGGUCCAAAGCUGUCAGAGGAAGGCUAGAGUACCAGUGAAAAAGGGUUUUAGUGAACAUGCACUGUCUCCCAUGAGGGCUUUGCUGCAAAGUCAGAAAAAAUUAUGCAUAGUUUCAGCAGAAGAGCUGAAGGAAGAGCAAGACAAUUUCAAUGAGGUCACAUUUCUGUGUAUUGCUGAUCAAACAUCUGUUGCUCCUAAGGAAGUGGUGGCCAUGCCAGUUGAACUCACAGAUCUUUUAAGGUCACUCCACUUGUGCAGUUUACAUGAAAAUGAAGUUAUAUUUCUAAAGAACAUUAAUAAACGAUUGGAUACUAAUGAUGUUCCUAAACAAAAGAAAUACUCUUCGAGAAUACUGUGUGUGAUGAGAUUGUCCCCUUCAUUUCCAAAGCUCAAAGUUGAUUCUAUAUUUACAUUGCUAAACAAAUAUGCUGCGGGCAUAAGAUGUACUGUGGAAAUGUAUUCAUUGCAGAGGAAUCGGUCUAGCUUAACCCGAACAGAGGAUGAUGAUACCAAUCAGUCUGUGUCAUCAAUUGAGGAUGAUUUUGUUACUGCUUUGGAGCAUUUAGAUGAAGAUGAGGCAACAAAGAUGGCAAAAUCUGGCUGUGUGACACCUGAGAAACAUCAAGAUGCUAUUUCCCAAACCAUAUUGGAUCCUCAUUUAGAAUCUGCUGAUCAAAAGAUAAUUGUUAAUCCUCUGUAUCGGAAGCCAUCUGCAAAAUCGUCAUCUUCCUUAUUUAACAUCUUGGAACAUAAAGAAAUAUCUACUUCUGUUAGGAAUUCAGUUACGACUUCAAUUUCUGAUCCUUGGAUACAGAAAAGUUUCUUCAGAUCACAUAAUUCAGAGCACAGUAUUAAUCUUCUACAUAAAUCAUUAUUUUCUUCCUCUCCUGCUGAAUCAUCAGAGUCAGAUUGUUCUAGUCCAAGCCCUGUUAUUUUCUUAGAUGAAGAAGGCUAUCAAAAAAGCUUGAAGGCAAAACUUCAGCUCCCCAAAUUACCAGUAAUGAAAGAUGGUAUAGAAGAUUCAGAUUCCGAAGUAAGUGAAUUUUUUGAUAGUUUUGAUCAAUUUGAUGAACACGAACAAAUUCUGGAAAACGGUUGUAAAAUUGCUCAGGAUCCUGUCCUAGGUAAUCCAUCCCAAAAGAAAACAUUUUUGUGUAAAAAGCCACGUUCUGCAACAACUGCAAUGAAUCCUCAAAAAUUCAAGUCUGACCGUCCUACGCUACUAGCCAAUGUAAGAAAACCAACGCCUCGCAAACCAGAAUCACCAUACAGCAACCUCUCGGAUGUUCCUGAUUCUCCCCGUCCCGUGAAAACACCAGGAGAGGAGAGCGGGUGCUUGUUCAGUCCCAUCAGAUCAUCAGCUUUCAGUCCUCUGGGCAGUUGCAUUUCAACAGAGUGCCUUUGUCAAACUGGCUUCAGCAGGGAUGCCAUGAACCAAAAUCAUAAUUUAGUUUAUCGCACAUACUCAGAUUUUGCAAAUAACAUUUCCUUUGAAAUUCUAGGUUCGGUUUUUAAUUCUAGGUCCCCAUCGUGGCAUAGAUGCAUGCAAGAAGUUUCUAACAGUAAUACUCUUGUCUCAGAAGAAGAUAAAGCUCAGACUGCAAAAGCCAAAGGGUACCUUUGUGGAAAAGGACAAAAUAAGAAAGGUAAAUCUAAAUGCAAGCCACUAGUAAUUAAAGACCACAUACAGAAAUUUGCAUCAGACCUGGUUGAAAGGAGCUUUGGCAAUGCUUUUAAAGAUCUCCAGAAAGGUGUGUCUUCUUGUACGAAUGCUCUCUGUCACUUGGCUGCUAAAUUGACGUCUUCAGUGUUUCAGAUGGCCUUUUAUGAAAUUGGGAGGCGGCAAGCCUUUGCACUGAAGAAGAAAGCUAUUAAUGGGCUAGCAGGCCUUUUAGUGAGUGAAGCAGUGACAGGGGCUUUAAAAGAACUACAGUCUGUAAAGCGACAAAUAUUUACCAACACUGUUGCAAAAUUUGCAGCAGACCUUGCAGAGGAACUGAUUUUUGAAGGGAUCAUGGAAGUGUGUCAGUUUUCUUACCCAUCAACUCCUACAACUUCUCAGAACCAGACCUUUCACUAUAAUGAUCAAGUUGUACAGUCAUAUGCCAAAGACCUGUCUGAGUCAGUUAUUCAGGAAGCUUUUAUUGAGUUAUCGCAGGUUGAUAUAACAUUUACAACACAAGCAGCAAUUAGUAUUUCAAUGGACAAUGUUAAGUAUAUAAAUGCAGAAGACAUUUUGGAGUCAACACAAAUCUCCAAUGCUUCCUUGGAGAUUCACGAUAAAUUACCAGUAACUUUGAAUCCAGUACAGGAAUUUGGAAAGGAUUAUACCGUCCACAAAGCCUUGUUCUACACCUCUGGCUUUGCAAGUUCAAUCCCAGUGCCUUUAGCUGGAAGCAUACUUUGCCGAAAUCAGAUUUUGUCAUCUGAUGCAAAGGUGGGGAACUAUUCACCCUUAAAUGGCCAAAUGAAAAUGCACAAAGACUCUCCAGAACUGUGUUGUAGAGUCAAAAAGAAAGGUGAAGUGACAUCAGUUAGAAAUACCUAUGUAAUAACAGAUAACACUACAGGUAGAGAAAGUAACAGUCACAUUUUACAUAAACAAAGUGACUCUAAACAAGCAAAUAAUCCUAAAAUCAAUAACUUUUCAGAUGUAACUGGUAUGCCAAGCAUUAGUAAUUUUUCUGGGAAAAUGGUAGACAUGAUAGUAACUGAGGCAUAUGAAACAGUGACUUCUUCCAAGGUUUCUAAUUCUGCCCAUCAAUAUACAGAUAUGUUAAAAAUGGAGAAAAUGCCAUAUUUGCAAUGCAUUGGUGAAGAUACCUGUAAGAAUAUGUUUGCUAAUUAUUUAUCCAAGCGAAUUGUAAAACAGUCUGUAGAUGAAACCAAGUCUACAUGUUCUGCAACAGGUGAGAAAUUAGCAUACUGUGUGGGGUUGGGAACUAAUACAAAAAACAACAGGAAAGAGUUACCCACUCCAGCAAAGCCAUCUGAAAAGAACAAAGGUGUUCCAGUCAUUGUAGGACAACAGCAAAUGCCCCUAAAUAGCUCAUCUACAUUUUAUGGAACUCCAGUGUAUUCUAAUAGGUGUUUACUUUCUGGAUCAAAAGACUGUGUACAGGAAAAAAAGAGACAUGAAGCUCGUAGGGCUUCUGCAAGCAAUCCUCUUCUUUCUUCUGCGGUGGCUUUUGUAAAGCCUACUGAAGAGUUUCCAGACCCAGAAGGUUCAGCAAAAUCUUUAAGUUUCCCACAGGAAAAAUACAGCUUGUGCAAAGCAACAGCAUGCUCUACAGUUGGUUCUGAGAGAGUUUUUCUCAGCACAAACACCAGUAGUUCUGUGACAACGAACUGUGAAGAUGGGCUUCAAAUGGAAGAUAAGCUGAGCAUCAGAGAUGGAAAUCUUUGUGCAGUACCAGACACUCCACCACCAACCCCUCUAAUACCCUCACAAGCUAGUUCUGAGUGCAAUAUGAGAAAAUUAACUAAGAAACUUAAAGGUGAAUUAGCAAAAGAAUUUGCACCUGCAACACCGCCUUCUACACCUUACAGAUCAGAAACAGAUGGAAUAUAUGAAAACGACUGUCAUAAGCUAGAAAAAGAAGAAUUUAUGUUGAAACUGAUGCGGUCUCUCUCUGAGGAAGUUGAAAGCAGUGAAGAUGAAGAACUCUCUGAAACACUGACAGAGAAAUUUAAAACAUCGAUAAGAACAACAGAAUAUGCUGAUUGUCUAGCUUCUCAAAUAAUCUCUAUGGCAACUGAAAUGGCUGCUUCACAUAUAGAUGAUAAAGCUUUUCAGGUGAAAAAUAAUAAAUGCCAUCAAGUAAGCAUGGAAUACAAAGGUUGUGGGUAUACUGCAUUUAUGAAUAUUCCAGAAAAAAACUUACAUUCAACCAGGGUUUAUGCUGGUGACAUGGCUGGAAAGGUUAUUAGUGAAGCGAAGAAAAUGGUAAAAUCUAGACAUCGCAAGCUUUUGAGGUUGAAGCAAUCUAAUCAUAAGGCUGAUAGCUCCCAUCUUAAAAGAAACUGUCAUGACUGUUGGUCAAAAGACACAAGGUUUUCCACAGGGGAUCAAUGUGUGAAGGAAAGUGAUUCCUUUGUUUUGUCUUUACCAGAGAAUUCAGAUGCUCCAGGCCUUACUUCUAAAUACCCAAGUUGUGAAAGUGUAACUGAUGAAUAUGCAGAUCAUAUUAUUCGUAUUUUGAAAAGAGAAGGUGGUAACAAUGAACUAAUAAUGGACCAGUUUGCCAGUAGAAUUGUGUAUCGAGCUAUAAAAUCUGGUAUGCAUCAAGCGGCCAGGAAACUCCAAAUGAAGUAUAAUAGAAAGAUAUCUUCUGCCCCAAGCACUGAAUUAAACAAUAAGCUUGAACUGUUUGAGGUAGUAAACAAAGGUGUGGAUAUAAAGAAACAUAAAAAAAGUAAUAAUCAUCCACCUGGAAAGCAAAUGUGUGGAAACAAAUGCCAUACCUGUAGAACUGAAAGCAAAAAGUUAAUAGAUUUCUCUGAAUCCCUUGCAUAUAAUAUAACAACUGAUGUCAGAAAAAAAUUAAUGUCAGCAGCUUGCUUACCAAAAUCCUUAACUGAUUCUUGUUUAUAUGAAAAGUCCAAAGUUGAUGAAGUUACUGAUAUAAAAACAGCAUUUUCUAAAACAUCAUCUCCCUUUUGUUACAAAGAAAAGCUGCAUCAUAGCACAGGCUGUUUGAAUGAACAUUCCUACAGAGAUGGUGUUAUUAAUGCCAUAGAACAAUAUGCAAGAAAAGUAGUAAAUGAUGCUUUAACCUUAGAAUCCGCUACUCUGCAAACUUCUGAAAACUGGACAAAUGGAGAAAGAUCAACACAUGCCGAAAAGAUUUCUCCAUUUUCUGCAACAGCUUGUAGAUAUUGUAGUAUGAAAGAACAUCAGUACUCAACUGGAAACGCAUAUUUGGAUCUUACUGGACAAGAGUACUCGAAAAUUCAACAGAUUUCAAAUGCAAGUGAUAUUUGCCCAAAAUCUCGUGUUCUUCACUUGGAUAUUCCCAGAAUCCAUAUUGACAUGGAUGAGAGGGUUAUGUUUGCAGAUAGUGUGGUGGCUACAGCUUUUGACACAGCAGGAAGACAACUAAGUAACACAAGUUUGACAGCUGAUAGUGGAAUUGGACAUGACGGAAUGAGCUUUGCUGAAAGCCUUACUACAGAAAUCAUGACUUCCUGUAUGACAAACAUUGCUCCAGCUCUUAACAUAAGCUCCAUGGGAAAAGAGGGGUUUUAUUCUGCUGACUCCACAGCCAGCCAGCAGAUGAGUCUGAGCACCGGUGAUGACAGCACUGGUAGCUGGUCCAAUAUAAGUUUCGAAGAUGACCAUCCAGAUGAAAAUAGUAGCUUUCUACACCUUAGUGACAGUAAUGGUAACAGCAGUAGCUGGAGCAGUCUUGGUUUAGAAGGAGAUAUAUAUGAGGAGAAUUUAUCCUUUCCAACAUCAGACAGUGAUGGAACAGAAGACAAAGAAGAAGAGCUUAAGGAUAACAUUGAAGAGUUAGGAAGCACAGAAAAUGCACUGGUAAUCGUAAACGUUGACGUAGGCCCACACGUAGUGGAUUCCCAGCUGAGAAUGACACUGCAGUGGCUGAGUGCUUCAGAAACAGAGGUCACUGAGCUUCAUUUCCAGGAUGACGUUCCAGAGGACUUUAUUCUCCUUUCAAAGAAAUUGCGAGAAAAAGGCUGGAAAGUGGGAGACCUCUUUCAAGCUGUGCUGAAGUACUGUGACAUGAUGGAGAAGGUGGCUGCUGAUGGCGAGAGAAGCCUGGAAAGUAAGACUUUCUUGGGAUGGCUUCAGGAACACAUCUGAAUACCCAAAGAUGCACUGUUUCUUCACUUCAUGCUUCCUUUGGAAAGAUGGAAACGUGUAAAAUACACUUUAACUAGCAAAUAUAGCAUUGUUUGCAUUGUAAGAAACAUUGAGGUGAAAGUAAAUGUAGCUGUACUGUCAUGUGCUUUGUGCUGCUCGCUAUGCUUUUUAUCCAAUGCAUAUCUUCAUAAUGAUUAUCUCUAUUCAGUCUGGUCAAGUUCACUUGUACCUGUGCUGUGUUCAGCUUGUAGUGGUGGGGAGAACAAACUUGUCUUUUGUGUGUAGUAAUGAUAGUCUCAAGCCAAGCUAGGACAAAAGUUACACAAUCUUUCUUUCUCUUCCUAACGCUACACACACACACACACACCUUUUCUGCUUUCAGCAAUCUGUAAAAAGUGUUCAGUGAACACUGCCGAUUUGCCACUUCUGUUUUCCCUACAAUGGAGCAUAAGGCAUAGUUUGUUGUUUUUCUUGAGCUUCUAAGGAGCUUACAGGUGGCCUGGGUGUUGUUUUUUUUUGCAGACAAGGAGAGCUGCUCCCUUCCAAGUAUGGCCUAAAAUUGUUCAGAUCUGUCCGAGAAUUAAAACGUUUUCCUCACUGGAAAAACUUGUUGAAAGACCAGCCUCCUUUAUCAGUUAGAGGUGAGAACUUGAAUAACUAAUUCAAUAAAAAGAAAUAAUUAAAAUAAACUUGUAUGCUAGAUGUAUAUUCUACAGAGCUCCAAUAUAAUGAAAAUAUAUUUAUUUUGAUAUUCUUUGUGGUAUUCUAGCAAGAGCCUUGUUAUCAAAAGGCCCUUUUCUUGUUUGGAGAUAGAUGUGUUCCUCUGCAUUUACACAAAUGUGCAAAGAAAAAAAAUAAAACUGAGUUAUUUUUUAUUUAAAUGCCUUCUUUUGGCCAGUGGAACAAGAAUAAAUAGCCCAUUUUUGUGCUUUAUUAUUUUGUGUCAGGAAGCAUAUUUAAUUUGUUAAAGUAUUUUUUUAGGACCAAUGGUGAAACUUCUUUUUAUUAUUUGGGAACUUUUCUAUAAAAAGCAAAUUCCCUAAAGCAGCAUAUUAGUAUGGAACAUUAGUAUGGAACACAGCAUUGCAUAGGCAUUUUAAUAAACUCAUUCUAUAAUAAUAGAUUUUAAAAUAGGUUCCUGUGCAGUUCGAUUUGAGUCAACUCAAUCUAGUUACCAGCUGUGCACAGUAGAAAUAGUCAGAGUUCUUUGUACUUGGGCCUCAGCCAGUAUCAAUACUUAAUUCUUGGAGCAAUAGGGCAGCACUUAUUGCUGGCUACUCUUAUAAACAUGGAAACAACUUCUGUUAAUUUUCUCCCAACAGCGAGAAAAGUGCUAGUGGCUGCUGCUUCUCCUGUGACCCCAACUCAGUGUAGGUCACAUCUUUUCAAAUACAAAAUGCACUCUCAGUUUUUCAUGAGACAUCUUGAUUAUCAGUGUUUAGUUUGCAAGGUGUGUUUGUGACCGCUUAAUUCGCUUUAACUUUCAGCUGCCUUUGUACAUUCCUGUUAAAACUGGAGCCACAUUGUAGACAGUUAACUAAGUUUUAGUGUUUGGAUAUGACUCAAUGCCAGACUUAAUAAAUGAGCAGUUAGGAUAACAAACCACUACUUUUACGUUAAUUUGUUUGAGAAGGAGUUCCAGUAAAAUUUGACAUUUUGGAUUAAGAUACCAGCUAGCCAGUGUUAAAAUUAUUGGUGUACAUUUUUGCAUCUUGAAGCCUUAAUUUGACAUCCAGAACAAGGGUGUGUAGUCUCUUAACUGUCGGUCCCACUUGUGUCCCCAGUGGAUUUGUACUCUGGAGUUAGGUGCCUUCAUAGGAGGUGUGACAGCUAUAGGAAUGGUAAGGGGAUGCCCUUCUUAACUACACACUAUGAUGGUGGCCUCUGAAUUGGUGCUGAACCUUUUUCUCUGUGGCAGCAUUGCAGUCUGAGGUGAACUUGAUUGGUUUUGGCAUCUUCUAGGUAUGACAGAUACCUAUCUUAAGUGAAAAUUCACCAGAUACAGUAUUUCAAGGCAUAGACAUGUCAGGCUGGUAAGAUCUGUUGCUUCAGGUUCCACUGUUGAAUCUUGAUCUUCAGCAGAAAUUGAAGAAACAGAAGACCUGUGUAGAAAGAGGAGAUCGUGGGGAUACUUGAGAACAGCUGGGGAAGGCGUGAUGAACAGCCCUCGUGAUUAAAAUGCCUCCAUUGGCUCUGAAUCCUAAGGAAUCCAAACAUUUGCAUAUCAAGAGGAUGUGCAGAGAUUUUGGGAUAAGGAUUGAGGAGUCUAUGACAGGUAGCUUGGAUUAGGAUGUCCUUCCCUUUCUAGGUUUAUUAAAUUUGGUAUUUCUGAGAAAGGCUUCAUGCCUGCACCAUCUGCAAGCUCAAUUACUGAGGCUGGAGAGGAAGUUAGUCUUGAUUCUAUUCAUCUCUGAAUAGCAAAUUGAAAAAUAAAUGAUUUAAACUUUGCAGUUUCAGUGCACCUUGACUAACAUUGUUUGAUGGUUUUGUUAUGUCUUUCCUACAUGACUAAUGCAGAAUGUAGCAUUUAUAUACAUCUUCUGGGUCAUGUAGACACGUGUGAAUGGUGGCCAGAUACUUUAAACUACAGACAUACUGUAUUUAUGCUUCACUGUACACACAAGAGCCCCUUUUUAUUCCAGAAAUGCUAAUAUUGAAAAUCACCCUUGAAAUGACAGUUAUAAAGUUUAAAACAGUUUGAAUAACUGUAGUUCUUUCUAUCAGACUGCAGUAAAUGAAGGCAACAUGAAGCUAUGUGUAAUAUUGAUAUUUUGCUGUUUUUAGAAAUUUGGUGAAACAGUUAAGAAAUGUGAAUUUCAGGUUGCACUAAACUUGUCUUUGCUGUAGCACUAUAUUAAACUAAAUUGUAUAUAAACAAA